AUGCUUCCUAAAACCAAAGGCCCCAGCACUAUUCAAGCCCUCAUGGCACGUUGCCCAGCCAACACACCAACUUCUCAAUGUACCCGUUGUCAAUUUGAGCCUAUCAAUGGAGAUAAACUAUUUUACUGUCACUGUGGUGCUCGUGGAAUCAAGAUGUCACAAGGCCGUACGGAGCCUGUGAAUGAUCACUGGAAAAGUGACAAAUGUAUCACAAUAACAAACGCACCAAAAAAUACCAGACCACUAACUGACUUCUUCAAAAAGAGACCAGCAGAAGACGCGGUUCCCACAGCAAACCCUUGUCCAAAGCCAAAGAGUCAAAUCCAAGGUGUUCCAUGUGCCGGAAUGAAUGAUGAUACGUGGGUUCGACCGGAUACUGAUUUCCUUAUUAUCGACUGCAUCCUUGGGUCACCCUCAGAAUACCAUGCUAGCCGUCCAAGAUGGGUAGUCUGUGAAGAGCUAUUUAAGACUAGAGAAGAAAGCAAACUCACCACUAAGCAAGUCACUCAGCUACAAAGUGUUCUUCAAGCUGAAGCGACCUGGAGAAUCGAUCGAAAAGUCAGUAGAAAGUAUGCCGAAGGCAAUGCCGUGAAGCACAUACGAGACACCUUGAUGCAAAGUACUGGCUUUGAUCCUCGGAUGCAACAGUACAAAGAGUUACGCGACCUCAAUCUAUCCUUAGAAACUCUCUCAAACUCAGGCGAUCCACGAUUCUGGUCAACUCUGGGUACCCACGGUUCAGCUGGAUUGUUCAAGAACAUGGAUGUUUUUGAAGGACUUGUUAAAGCAGUUGCAUCACGAGCCACACGCGAAAAGGACGGAAAAUCACUUCGCGGAUUGAGGGUUCAACAACCAUGGGACACUUUACAAUGCCUCUAUGGGCAAUCAGCCCCGCCGCUGGUCGUUUCUGGAAUGCAGUUGGCCGAUGGACUCGACCUCUCAAACUUUGUACGCAUCUCUGAACAGAUCAAAAAGCUGGGCUACAAUGGUCCACUUGCAUUGGGGUCCGAUCAGACAGUAUGUGUAAAGACUCUCCGCGUCUAUAAUGGCUGUAUAGUAGGAGCUCAAGGGGGUGAUGUUGCGUUCAGCGGUGCCAAGGACUUACAAGCCAAAGUCAAAUCAAAAUUGGAAAAUGAUUCUUUAUGCACCAAGGUACGAGCAUACACCAUCCAGGUUCCACUUCCAAACGUACCAACCUUUGUAGUGGCAAUGCUGGCAAGCUAUAACAAUGAGAAGAGUGAAGAUAUCCUGACUUUACAUGACACAGCCAUCUCACUGGCCCAGAAGGCCGGUCUUAAUAUUCUCUCAAUUGGCUCAGAUGGCGCAGCCAACGAAUUGUCGGCCCAAGCAAUGCUUGCAAAUCUAGCAAAUGAAACACUCUCGUUUUCUUUUGUUGGCCUAGGAGUCAAGAUUCACGUGCCCUUGAUUGGUCAGCCACCUAGACCAAUUGUGGCUGUUCAAGAUCCCAAGCAUGCUCGAAAAACUGCAGCCAACCAGAUCUUGUCAGGUGCUCGAUGUCUUGCAUUUGGUCGAUUCUACUUUGGAAUUGGUCAACUGACUGAAAUUCUGACAUCUGAAAACUCGCCACUUUACCAACGCGAUGUACACAACUCGGAUAAGCAAGACGACGGACCGGCAUAUCGGACGUUUUCUUUCGAAACAGUCAAAGCUGCCUCGAACCUUUCUGAUGGAACUGGUCUUGCAGUUUAUCUUUUUGUGUGCGGCGAGCUAUGUGAUGCCUGGUUAAAUCGUCACAUGGGACACAGUGAACGUGUUAGAUCAGCAUGGACUGCGGCAUUCUUUCUUCGUAAAUGGAACAGCUAUCUUCAAAAGCAAAAGCAGGAGACUGGCUCAAUGAUGUCCCCCAAAAAGAACGGAAUUUCGCCUCAGAGUUUGAAAAUUUUCACCCAGCUUGCCGAAUCACUGAUAGCACUUAUAAUAUCACACCGAGAAUACUAUCCCAAAUUCCCGCUCCUCCCAUGGAAACAUGGCACUGAGAUGUGUGAACACCUCUUCGGUUGGCUACGUAUCAUUUCACCCAAUUUCACAGUUUUGGAUGCCCGUCAGCUCGUGCCCAAGCUCUUUGCAAUCAUCAAGGGAAUCAUGACCGGGACAUUCAAAGUUCCUAGUUCUGAACAUAUACACGCGGGAUACAAGCACUGUUUUGAAGACGAGGGUGACAAACCCACUGGCGAUCUUGGUUACUUUCCUUCAGACCACGAGUUACGCGAAGACCUUUCAGUUGCUGAACAGCGAGCAACCCACCUCGCACGUCUUUGUGGUAUGGAUGUACCAACUGAUGCCAUAGAUGACUCAGUUGAUCUUCCCACCGACUUGGAAAUUUUCGACAAUGACACACAACCCGACCCAUCUCAAACUGAAGGUAUUUCUGAGUGUACUAUCUGUGACAUUUCUGAAAGUCGUUCAAGGGACAUUGAAGUAGUGUAUCGUUUCGACCCGUCCGAGACCGACAAAAGCGAAGUUUUUGAGACUGCAGCCGCAAUGAUGGGGGAGCGACAAAAAUUGGAUGUGCAACUCACUGAGAUCGACGAGAAUGCGGUGGUGGAAACUCAUCUCAAUCGAGCACGCCUCACUUUGUCCGAUCUUUUGAACACCCCAUUGCCCGAUGAGCAAAAUCACAAAGAAGCUGAUAAGCGAGCGACUGACGCAUUGUGUAGACUCACCAACAGCGCUGGAACUGCUUUAAACAUCUCGUCCAUUGUCGAGAUUCGUCAAAAGCAUGAUAGUGAAGUAAAAAAGAAACACGGAAACGAACGAAAGAGAAAGCAUUUGAACGAUGUCAUUGGGUCUGUAUCCAGCACUGAUACCUUAUCGCCAAGCGAGUGUAGCAAGCUUGUUGCUGUGCUAGUCAAAGAUUCCAACACAGCAACUGAUUCGUCGAUUUCCCGCAUGCAUCGCUGGAACAUUCAUGUCAAGCUGAGCUUGGCUGAUGUUCAAAGGAAUACUACAACCAGUCGCGAUAUGAGCUGGUUGGUUGGAAAUGGUGUGAUCUCUGUCACAAAUCCCAUCAAGCCAAUGAAAUUCUUCCUGGCAAUAUGUAACAAUAAACUUUACAUUGGUAAAGUUUUGGCAGUCUAUGAAUAUAUCAAUGAUAAACAUCGAUGGGUCGCAAGUGCUACGAAGCGAGACAAGCUCUCCUAUAUCUCAGCCCAACUUUACUCGCACCAACCAGACAUGCCCAUUGCUAUGUCAUAUGUUUCUGGAAAGCCUCACGAGUUCCAACUUAGAUGA
This is a messenger RNA of Melampsora larici-populina 98AG31, 3252 nucleotides long. RefSeq lists its product as uncharacterized. The record is from RefSeq and is a predicted model, not a curated record. Bases 1 to 3252 code for a protein of 1083 amino acids. NCBI's taxonomy places the organism in Eukaryota, Fungi, Basidiomycota, Pucciniomycetes, Pucciniales, Melampsoraceae. The transcript is spliced from 9 exons.